AAAUUAAACAAGGCAAAAUUAAGCGCCAAUAGUCAAUAUUCCGAACCUGAAAAACCCAAAACCCUGUCCUCAGAAAAAUACUUGGGAGUUUGGCUCUCUCAAUCUGCAGCUGCGCUGCCAUGGCCGAACCUUACUCACCAGAAGCAGAACACGACAGUCCAAUCAAACCAAGCAAACAAAACAACCGCAAAAGAAAGCUUACCGAUGACGAAGAAGCUCAUACCGCAAUACCUCCACACAUUCUAAAGCUUCUCAAACGAAUCGUUUUGUCUUUGAGCAAGCCCUCCUACCUCCUCGGCGUCGGCUCCACGAGGCCGAGAGCCGAGCAUCGAACCAGGCUCAACAAGCUCUUGCGCAAGCUCGUAAAACAGCACAACUGGGUCGAAGCCAGCGGGGUCCUGAGCGUGUUGUUGAAAAGUGGGCGCAAGGACAGGUCGCCAGUGAACAACAGGUUCAAGUAUUGGGUUUUGAUGGAGAUGCUUGAGCAUUUGGGAAGUGAAUAUUCCAAGGAAUACAGGAUUAAGGAUGUUUAUAAAGUUUGGGAGAGCAGGAAUGGGAUUGGGUCAGUUAAGUCCUUUGAGUACACAUUUGCGGUUCAAGUGGAGCGCAUUUUGUUGUGGCUUACACAAGGGAAUCUUCGUGAUGCCCAUCAGGAUGCCCUGGGUCUCAUGCAAUUAAAAGGGUUUGGAAAGGACCCACUGUUAAUGAUGAUUGUGGGAUUGACAUUCCAGCAACUGUGGUAUUCCACUAUCCCAAAAGAGAUGCAGUGGAAGGAGUCUGACCAGUUUUACAGCGCUAGGCAAUCAGAUGAACUACUUCCAUACUCAGAGGGGCAUUAUGCAGUUGACACUCACAAGGCUGGUACUGCCUUUCAAUGUGGUUCAGACACAUCUAUCAUGAAGGAUAAAGUAUUAUCUAAUGAUGCUGACAGUGGCUUACAUAGAGAACUCUCUGUGACGGUUGAUGAGAUGGAGAUAGAAAACUCUCAACCGAACUUUGAGACCCAAAAUUUCUAUGCAGACUCUGGUGAAAAUACAGAAAAUGAAGCUUCUUUAUGUAAUGAUGGUGGCCAAAUGCAGUAUGCUCCCAUUUUCUCAGCCCUUGAGGGCUUGGAGUCACUGUUACUGCCCAUACGAUUGCCAGACUCUACAGAUAAUCAUAAGGACUUCAUGUAUUUGUUUAGUGACUAUUAUAACAUUGCAGUGAAGUACUUACGGCUUGCUCUUCACUCCACACCUCCGGUAUUGGUGGCCUUGCAUCCUUUGAUACAGCUGUUGCUGAUUGGAGGUCAAGUUAAAGAGGCCCUAAAUGAGCUUGACUACUGUUGUAACUCAAACACAACUCUGCAUAUUCGAUUAAGGGCUAGUCUUCUGGAGCAAUUUGAUCGUUACAACAGCGCUCUGCUUUCUACUUGUUUUGAGGAUAUCUUAAAGAAUGAUCCGACCUGUUGUGAUUCAUUGGCAAAGCUUGUUUGCCUGCAUCAAAGUGAAGAAUAUAGUUCUGAGUCCCUACUGGAAAUGAUAGCUUUGCAUUUAGAUGCCACCUAUGCAGACUACAACACAUGGAGAGAGUUUGCUUUAUGUUUCCAAAAGCUUUCUCAGUAUGAAGAGGACCGAAUGUCUGUGUGUCUGAAUGGAAAUGAAAAAGGACAUAAAGACCGCUACUCCGUUUGUUUCAACAAGACCCCCAAAAUGUUUAUAGAGGGGAAAUCUGGGGAGAGUUGGAGACUUCGCUGCAGAUGGUGGUGCACACGUCAUUUCAGCCAUAACAUACUGGCCUCAGAGAUUGCAGCAGGUGAUUUGCAGCUCUUAGCUUACAAAGCAGCAUGUGCGGUGCAUAUGUAUGGGCCAGAGUGUGAUUACUUUGUGGAUGCUUAUGCCUGCUUAGGGAAAGAAAAUGAGAGGGACUUGCUCAUGUUUUUGCAGACGCACGUUCAAAAUUCGGUUCGAAUCUAUUCAAACUUUAAACAAAGAACUAGAUGAGUUUGUCCAAACAAAUUUUGAUCAUAUUGUUAACCAUUUUUUCUUU
Prunus avium (sweet cherry) is the source of this 2028-nucleotide messenger RNA. Its product is annotated as TAF RNA polymerase I subunit A. NCBI's taxonomy places the organism in Eukaryota, Viridiplantae, Streptophyta, Magnoliopsida, Rosales, Rosaceae. Gene Ontology annotation, cellular component: RNA polymerase I transcription regulator complex. Gene Ontology annotation, biological process: transcription by RNA polymerase I. The record is from RefSeq and is a predicted model, not a curated record.